GUCUCUUGCUUCCUUACUCAUUUCUGCAACAACAAACACAACCUUCUUGUUGCAACCUCUUCACUCUUUUAAAAUGCUUUUUACUAUUUCCAAUUAGACACGUAUAAGCUUCACCAAUAGCCGCCUCAGAUAAUUAAUAGCUAUCAACCCAACUUCAAAGUUGUGUUCAUUUGGGGUCUCACUAUAUUCUCUCCUUUUCUUUUCAACAAUUGGAAACUGGGUUUUCUCCCUCUUUGAUUAUAAGACUCAAUACGAUCAUGGAUUGGUACUAUGGGAGUGGCGUUAAUGAUUAUCUAGUUCCCAGAGAUCAGGAUUUAUUGGACAGGCAUCCUUCACCAGACUAUUGGUCAAACUGGGGAAUAAGUGCAACUGAAGGUUUUAAUUCACCUAAAAACUUUUUUAUCAUGGAUUUCUUUGAAGAAAGAUUCAAUAAUCAAAUUGAGCUUGAACCAUCUCUGCAUGAUAAAGACCAGUCUAGCAGUUCAAGUGUAUGUGGGGGAUUGCCUGAGCAAUCUUUUCAUCAGACAUCACUUUCAUGUGAUCAUCCUAAUUACCAGCUUCAAGAUCUACCAAGAUUCCAACCGUUGAAUGACGCUUUCUUGGAUUCUGUACCUGAAGAUCUGCCGCAUGUUGAUGUUGAAAACCUAGACAAAUCCACUAACAUUUCUCCUGGAAACCAAUGCAGCAGUACACCUGGUAUAUUGCAGAAUGAUAUUACAGCUUCAAAGUCAGUUUCAAGCAACUCAGAAUCAAAGGAUUGCAUGCAUAUAGAGUUACCACUGGCCAAGGUUUUGGACUCAUUUGAGGAUUGCAACAAAGAUGAUGAUGGUACACAUGAGCAGUCAUCGCUAGAGGAAUUCAUACUGAAGGAUCUUGAGAUGGUAAUUGGACAGUUCACUGACAGGACCCGCAUUUGCUUCCGAGAUGCCCUGUAUCGUCUUGCUAGAAAUACUGAACAGCAACAUACAAUGUUGGACCAUGAUGAAGAGCUUAACAUACAGAAGGAAAAACCACAUGCAGAUCAAAAUGAAGCAAUGAGGAGGUCUCAGGACAAGAAACCAAUGGAAUCGGAAACCAACAAUAUUGACAGAAUCAUUGCACAUCUCAUGUUCAAGAGCAUGGAGUUUAACAUACAUGAUCCUCCACUUACAUCAUCAAUAAGCUCCAUGCAACAAGUUAUUGCAAGUAAAGAUGUACAUCAAAAUAAUUCAAAAGCUUUGACUGUGGCAGAGAAGCCUUGCUAUUCCCACCCCCAAAAAUUACCUGUAGAUGGUGUGAUUCCAAAGUUUGGACUAAGUAACCAACCAAGGGACACAGGUUCAUACAUUGGAUGUGAAGAUCCUACAAAGAAAUCUUUUAUGAUGGGCUUUGAUUAGGUAGUGUGAUUGUGAGCUUUCUUUCUGGUAGGCAUUAGCUAAUCCAAAAUCAAAAGAAAAAAAAAGUAUCUUGUAAAUUAUUUAGUCUCACUGUUAAAGUUAGUUUCUUUGAAGUGUUUUUAUAUUUGAAUUAUUUGUGGUAUGUUGUUUUACUUA
Cajanus cajan (pigeon pea) is the source of this 1532-nucleotide messenger RNA. RefSeq names its product protein LNK3. The record is from RefSeq and is a predicted model, not a curated record. Gene Ontology annotation, biological process: regulation of DNA-templated transcription; circadian rhythm. NCBI's taxonomy places the organism in Eukaryota, Viridiplantae, Streptophyta, Magnoliopsida, Fabales, Fabaceae.